AUGGCCGGCACGUACAGCUCUACCCUGAAGACUCUGGAGGACUUGACCUUGGACUCCGGGUAUGGGGCCGGGGACUCUUGCCGCUCCCUCAGUCUGUCUUCGUCCAAGUCCAACUCGCAGGCGCUCACGUCGUCGGCGCCGCAGCACCGGGGGGCGGCCUGGUGGUGCUAUUCGGGCUCCAUGAACAGCCGCCACAACAGCUGGGACACCGUCAACACCGUGCUGCCCGAGGACCCCGAGGGCGCCGACCUCUUCUCGCGCUGCCCGCGCCUGCCGGAGCUGGAGGAGUUCCCCUGGACGGAGGCGGACGUGCUGCGGGUGCUGCGCAAGGGCGCGGGCCCGCGGCGCUUGCCCCCCUUCUCGGCCGAGGCCGGGCGGCGCGUGGCGCUGCUGCUGCGCCGGGCGCUGAUCCGCGUGGCCCGCGAGGCGCAGCGCCUGAGCGUGCUCCACGCCAAGUGCACCCGCUUCGAGGUGCAGAGCGCCGUGCGCCUGGUGCACAGCUGGGCCCUGGCCGAGAGCUGCGCGCUGGCCGCCGUGAAGGCGCUCUCCCUGUACAGCAUGAGCGCGGGCGACGGGCUGCGCCAAGGCAAGUCGGCGCGCUGCGGCCUCAGCUUCUCGGUGGGGCGCUUCUUCCGCUGGAUGGUGGACACCCGCAUCUCGGUCCGCAUCCACGAGUACGCGGCCAUCACGCUCGCGGCGUGCAUGGAGAACCUGGUGCAGGAGAUCCGCGCCCGGGCGCUGGCGGCCGCCCAGGGCCCCGACGGCGGCGCGGAGGUGUCGGCCGAGGCGCUGGAGAUGGUCAUCAACAACGACGCCGAGCUCUGGGGCGUCCUGCAGCCCUACGAGCAUCUCAUCUGCGGCAAGAACGCCAACGGUGUCCUCUCCCUGCCUGCCUACUUUAGCCCUUAUAACGAUGGCUCCCUGGGCAAUGAUGAGCGAGCUGACGCUUAUGCCCAGCUGGAGCUGCGGACGCUGGAGCAGUCCUUGCUGGCUACCUGCGUCGGGAGCAUCUCGGAACUGAGUGAUUUGGUUUCCCGGGCCAUGCACCACAUGCAGUGCCAUCAUCCCCUGUGCCCCGGCACCAGCCCAGCCCGCCAGGCCCGCCAGCCUCAGCAGCCCAUCACCUGGUCUCCCGACGCCUUGCACACGCUCUACUAUUUCCUGCGCUGCCCACAGAUGGAGUCCAUGGAGAACCCCAACCUGGACCCGCCAAGAAUGACCCUGAACAACGAACGACCCUUCAUGCUCCUCCCUCCACUGAUGGAAUGGAUGCGCGUGGCCAUCACCUACGCGGAACACCGUCGCAGCCUGACCGUGGACAGCGAUGAUAUCCGGCAGACGGCCCGAUUACUCCUCCCCGGCCUGGACUGCGAGCCCCGGCAGUUAAAGCCUGAAUGUUGCUUCAGUUCCUUUCGAAGACUCGACGCCAAAGCAGCCACUGAGAAGUUCAACCAGGAUCUAGGUUUCCGGAUGCUCAACUGUGGCAGGACGGAUCUCAUCAACCAAGCCAUCGAGGCGCUGGGGCCCGACGGGGUGAACACCAUGGAUGACCAGGGGAUGACCCCGCUGAUGUACGCCUGUGCUGCUGGGGACGAGGCGAUGGUCCAGAUGCUGAUAGACGCGGGAGCAAAUCUGGACAUCCCGGUCCCGAGCAGUUCUCCCCGGUACCCCUCGGUGCACCCCGACAGCCGACACUGGACCUCCCUGACGUUCGCCGUGCUGCACGGACACAUCUCGGUCGUCCAGCUGCUGCUCGACGCCGGUGCCCAUGUGGAGGGCUCUGCGGUAAACAGCGAGGAGGAAAGCUAUGCAGAAACCCCUUUGCAGCUGGCCUCGGCAGCAGGGAACUAUGAGCUGGUGAGUUUGUUGCUGAGCCGCGGAGCUGACCCCCUCCUGAGCACGCUGGAAGCCAGUGGGAUGGCCUCCUCCCUCCACGAGGACAUGAAUUGCUUCAGCCACUCGGCGGCCCACGGGCACAGAAAUGUCCUGAGAAAGCUCCUGACCCAGCCACAGCAGUCAAAGGCCGACGUGCUCUCCCUGGAGGAGAUUUUGGCCGAGGGCGUGGAGGAGAGUGACACUUCGAGCCAGGGCAGUAGCAGCGAGGGCCAGAUCCGGCUCUGCAGGACCAGGAUGAAGGCUCUGCAGGAGGCCAUGUACUACAGCGCAGAGCACGGCUACGUGGACAUCACCAUGGAGCUGAGGACCCUCGGUGUCCCCUGGAAGCUCCACGUCUGGAUCGAGUGCCUGAGGACAUCCUUCUCUCAGUCCCGAUACUCCGUGGUCCAGAGUCUGUUGAGGGAGUUCAGCACCAUCAAAGAGGAAGACUACAACGAGGAGCUGGUGACCGAAGGCCUCCAGCUCAUGUUUGACAUCCUCAAGACCAGCAAAAACGACUCCAUCAUCCAGCAGCUGGCCAGCGUCUUCACCCACUGCUACGGCAGCAGCCCCAUCCCCAGCAUCCCGGAGAUCAGGAAGACCCUGCCGGCCCGCCUAGAUCCUCAUUUUCUGAACAACAAGGAGAUGUCGGACGUGACCUUUCUGGUGGAAGGGAAGCUGUUUUACGCGCACAAAGUCCUGCUGGUGACUGCUUCCAACAGGUUCAAGACCCUGAUGACCAAUAAGUCUGAGCAAGACGGCGACAGCAGUAAGACCAUCGAAAUCAGUGACAUGAAGUAUAACAUUUUCAAGCUGAUGAUGCAGUAUCUCUACUACGGAGGGACUGAGUCCAUGGAAAUCCCCACCGCCGACAUCCUCGAGCUGCUGUCCGCCGCCAGCUUGUUCCAGCUCGACGCCCUGCAGAGACACUGCGAGAUCAUGUGCUCGCAGACCAUCAGCCUGGAGAGCUCCGUGAACAUCUACAAGUACGCCAAGAUCCACAACGCGCCCGAGCUGGCUCUGUUCUGCGAGGGCUUCUUCCUGAAGCACAUGAAGGCCCUGCUGGAGCAGGACUCCUUCCGGCAGCUCAUCUACGGCCGCAGCAGCAAAGUGCAGGGACUGGACCCCUUACAGGACCUGCAGACCACGCUGGCCGAGCGCGUGCACUCGGUGUACAUCACCUCCCGGGUGUGAGCGGCCCCGGGCCUGGGGGGGGGGGUUACCGAGGGCAGCCGCUGGCCGUUCUGUUGGUGGGGAGACCCGUCC
Sarcophilus harrisii (Tasmanian devil) is the source of this 3141-nucleotide messenger RNA. It is a transcript of the gene ABTB2, whose product is annotated as ankyrin repeat and BTB domain containing 2. The record is from RefSeq and is a predicted model, not a curated record. Bases 1 to 3069 code for a protein of 1022 amino acids. Gene Ontology annotation, molecular function: protein heterodimerization activity. NCBI's taxonomy places the organism in Eukaryota, Metazoa, Chordata, Mammalia, Dasyuromorphia, Dasyuridae. The transcript has 17 exons.